AUGGUUCACUUCACAGCUGAGGAGAAGGCUGCCAUCACAAACAUAUGGAAGAAGGUGAAUGUGGAAGAGAUUGGAGCCGAAACCCUGGGAAGGCUCCUGAUCGUCUACCCCUGGACCCAGAGGUUCUUUGACACUUUUGGAAACCUUUCCUCUCCCUGUGCUGUCAUGGGCAACCCCAGGGUCAAAGCUCAUGGCAAGAAGGUUCUCACCUCCUUUGGAGAAGCUGUUAAGAACAUGGACCACCUCAAAGAGGCCUUUGCAAAGCUGAGCGAAUUGCACUGUGACAAGCUACAUGUAGACCCCGAGAACUUCAGGCUCCUGGGCAACAUGCUGGUGAUAGUUCUGGCUGGUCACUAUGGCAAGGAAUUCACCCCUGACGUGCAGGCUGCCUGGCAGAAGCUGGUGGCUGGUGUGGCCGUUGCUCUGGGCAACAAGUACCACUGA
Molecule: messenger RNA, 444 nt
Organism: Jaculus jaculus (lesser Egyptian jerboa)
Lineage: Eukaryota; Metazoa; Chordata; Mammalia; Rodentia; Dipodidae
Product: hemoglobin subunit epsilon-like
Exons: 3
Coding region: 1-444 (147 amino acids)
Biological process (GO): hydrogen peroxide catabolic process; oxygen transport
Cellular component (GO): hemoglobin complex; haptoglobin-hemoglobin complex; blood microparticle
Molecular function (GO): peroxidase activity; oxygen carrier activity; haptoglobin binding
Source: RefSeq, a predicted model, not a curated record